AUGCUAUUGUUGUAUCUUGCUAUAUUAUUGAUUCCUAUAAAACAUCUUGUGAAUCUUCCUGAUUUGUUAGACUAUUCAAAAAUAAUUGCAAAAUCUUGUAUUAAUGUCCUGUCAAACUGUACAGUUGCAAAAUCUACGACUAGAAUAGUCUAUGCUAUACCACUGCAGGGUGCAAUGAAUAUUGACUCGAAACCACUCAGUUCACAAGACAACAUCAAAGAUUCCAUUAUGACUGGUGCAGAAGAAAAUAUUAACUGCACUUGUGAUUGCGGUGGCAACAGUAGUAAGUGUGUGUCUGUGACGGCCGAUGAUAUUAUAAACCAGACCUUUGAAUCAUCAGAUGCAGCUUAUAACUUGUAUGUACGUUAUGCGAUGUGUCUCGGGUUUGGAAUUUGCAAGGGUGAUACAGCACGUGGAAAAGAUGGAACACAGCGUAGAAGGAGGUUUUUUUGCAGCAAGGAAGGAAAGAGAGCCGAGAAAUACAUAUCUAGUAUGAGUAGGAAGAGGGAGCAUAGAGCGCUGACUCGCACUGGCUGUGAAGCCAUGCUUGCGGUGUAUCUUGACACUAAAACUUUGACUUGGAGGGUUAAAAAAUUAGUCGAGAAACACAACCACGAUCUUGUCCCACAAUGCUUGGUACACCUUAUUCCAAACCACCGAGGGUUGACUGAGCCACAAAAAGCUCAGGUGAAUACCAUGCAUGAUCAUGGUCUUCAACCUCUAAAAUAA
Molecule: messenger RNA, 729 nt
Organism: Arachis stenosperma
Lineage: Eukaryota; Viridiplantae; Streptophyta; Magnoliopsida; Fabales; Fabaceae
Product: protein FAR1-RELATED SEQUENCE 2-like
Exons: 3
Coding region: 1-729 (242 amino acids)
Source: RefSeq, a predicted model, not a curated record